CACCCGCGCUGCCCCAGCCCGCGGCCCGCUCCCGGCGGAAGCGGAAGGGCCGGGCGGCAGCAGCGGGAGCAGCAGCCGGAGCCCAGGCUGAAUAGCGGCGGCGGUAGCGGCGGCAAAAAUGCCUGCAACGUGCGACUUCGUUACACUCCACACUGGGCAGAAGAUGCCUCUCGUAGGACUGGGAACUUGGAAAAGUGACCGUGGCCAAGUGAAGGAGGCAGUGAAGCACGCCCUCAGCGUGGGCUAUCGCCACAUCGACUGCGCAGCCGCCUACAGCAACGAAGCCGAGAUCGGGGAGGCCUUCCAGGAGUGCGUGGGGCCCAGCAAGGUUAUUAAAAGGGAGGACCUGUUUGUAACAUCAAAGCUCUGGAAUACCAAGCACCACCCUGAAGAUGUAGAGCCAGCACUGAGGAAAACACUUGGAGAUAUGAAACUGGAUUACCUGGACCUGUACCUCAUGCACUGGCCUCAUGCCUUUGAGCGAGGGGACAAUCUCUUCCCAAAGAAUCCUGACAACACGAUGCGUUAUGACUACAUCGAUUACAAGGAAACCUGGAAGGCCAUGGAGAAACUGGUGGAGAAAGGUCUUGUGAAAGCCAUUGGGCUGUCAAACUUCAACAGCCGUCAGAUCGAUGAUGUGCUAAGUGUGGCUACUGUGAAGCCAGCUGUGCUCCAGGUGGAAUGCCAUCCUUACCUAGCUCAGAACGAGCUGAUUGCUCACUGCCAGAAGCGAGGACUGGUGGUCACUGCCUACAGUCCCCUUGGCUCUCCGGAUCGCAUGUGGAAACACCCGGAUGAGCCUGUGCUGCUAGAGGAACCUGGCGUCAAAAAAAUUGCUGAAAAAUACAGCAAGUCACCUGCACAGAUCCUCCUCAGAUGGCAAGUGCAGCGUAAAGUGGUUGUCAUUCCCAAGAGUGUCACUCCUGCUCGCAUUCAGCAGAAUCUGCAGGUGUUUGACUUCAGCCUCACAGAAGAGGAGAUGAGCCACAUUGGAAGCCUGAACAAAAACUGGCGUUACAUUGUGCCAAUGAUUACGGUGGAUGGAAAGCUAGUAGCCAGAGAUGCUGGACACCCGCACUACCCCUUCAAUGACCCCUAUUAACUGCGGGAAAAUAAGGUGUUACAGUAAUGCUCCAGUAAUUGCCUUCACACAAAGUAAUUGUUGCCACGAUUUUCAUACAAUGUACUACUUCUAAUCGACCUCCUGCCUGGAGAUCCCGUAGCUGCUGUUUCAAAGUUGGUGGAUUUAUUACAAUGACUGCAAGCUGGCUGCUGGAGGCAUCAGAUCUUUUGGAGAUUAGAUAAAGAGUGAGGAGUCUAAGUCAAGUUCCAGACACAUCGUUAUCAGACAAGGGCAUUACUUUGAGUAAUUACUUUGGUUACUGCUGUGAAACGGUUUUGAAAUCUUCAGUUGCUACCAUGAUGAGGGGAAAAAAAGAAGGGUGAAAGUGUGAAAGUUUUUUAAGGCUAAAGAAUUGCUCAGCCAUCAACUUUGAUCUCUUUUAUUACCAAUUUUUUACGCAGGGAAUAAAGUGAAAGGUGCUCCAAUUGCACUAUGUCCAUAAACCAUCCAUUAAAACCCAAGUAAUCAGCCGUGGGACCUAGAGUUGUCAAUUUUCUCUUUCUUUUAAUUUGCCUGUAGAUUUGAGCAGAAUAAAGCAGACCCUGGAGCAGGCCUUCAGGGCAAUCCCCUGUCUUGCUUGUCACAGUGCUGGGUUUCAGCUCUGACAGCAGCUCUGAUCCUAUCACAAAAGCCACAAGAACUUUGCAGCAAGUCUUGCAGAAAAACAUCCUGCUUUUCCCAUGAAGCUGUCCAGUGUUUCUUUACCAAAGAUGUCCAUUUUGAGUUCUGGAAGGUCACAAAAUUAGUUCCUAAUUGUACAGUAAGACCAAAGACCUUUCAGAGCUCCCAAUGUUUUAAUGGUUCAUUUUUGGCUACUGCCAAAAAAUGUCUUUGGUUGAUGCUUAGGAGAGCUGCUCCUGUCUCCUGCUGGUAACUCGGGGUGACUCAUUUGCCUUUUGUGCCUGUUUUCCUGCUUGCCAUGCCUGUGUUCCCCUGGCAGGGACUGAUUUGCUGAGUGCUGAUGCACCCUUGGGCUGGAACUCCAGCUCUAAGCACAGUUUUCUUUUGUGUCUCCUAAUGAAUUGGCUGAGCACAAAGGGCAUGAGGUGUUGGUACCUACCUGUGGUGACACUUUCUGUGGCCUUAGAAACAUCAACACUUUAUUUUGGUCCUCUCUACCUGUUAAAUAGGAAUAAUUUUUUUCCCCACAGUAAUUAGAAUUGCUAUUGGAUUGCUAUUUUCCUGUAGCAAGCAAUUAGAAAAAUAGUCUUGUAUAUCAAGUAGUUCAAAAGUUAAGGAAUUAGACGCUUUAAUUUGGAUACCCUCAUUUGCAAUAGGCCUUUAGCAGAUCUAUGAAUUCAUUUUGAGUGUAAAGCCUUCUCAGGUAAUUCCUGCCCUGGGCCUCACAGUGUGCAGCUGAACUGCAAAAAAAAGAGUGACACCAAUUUAUCACUCCUUGUAAACCGCAGGCAAAAUUUCAGGAACUUCUGUUCCUUCGUAAAAUGUUUCCUAAUUCCUGAUGAAUUUGCCUCAGUGGAGGAAGCCAUUGCACCUCAUUUAGGAUUCUUUAGUAGACUGGACAUUUUCUCCUAAGGAAAAUUAAAUUCUUGUUGGUUUCUUUAAUUAUUCCACUCAACAUGGUGACUUUGAACACGGUUCUUGUUGCAAUUCUGCCAAGGACAGUGGCUUUUCUUGCUUGUUUCACUUGCAUGUUUGCUUGUUUAAAUAAAUUCUGUACUCAUUGUA
This is a messenger RNA of Passer domesticus (house sparrow), 2809 nucleotides long. It is a transcript of the gene AKR1A1, whose product is annotated as aldo-keto reductase family 1 member A1. Gene Ontology annotation, cellular component: cytosol. Gene Ontology annotation, molecular function: aldose reductase (NADPH) activity. Bases 119 to 1102 code for a protein of 327 amino acids. Gene Ontology annotation, biological process: aldehyde catabolic process. Lineage: Eukaryota; Metazoa; Chordata; Aves; Passeriformes; Passeridae. The transcript is spliced from 9 exons. The record is from RefSeq and is a predicted model, not a curated record.